Stegostoma tigrinum is the source of this 8385-nucleotide messenger RNA. It is a transcript of the gene rictora, whose product is annotated as RPTOR independent companion of MTOR, complex 2 a. Gene Ontology annotation, biological process: positive regulation of phosphatidylinositol 3-kinase/protein kinase B signal transduction; TORC2 signaling. Lineage: Eukaryota; Metazoa; Chordata; Chondrichthyes; Orectolobiformes; Stegostomatidae. The transcript is spliced from 38 exons. The record is from RefSeq and is a predicted model, not a curated record. Gene Ontology annotation, molecular function: protein serine/threonine kinase activator activity. The coding region runs from base 81 to 5237 and encodes 1718 amino acids. Gene Ontology annotation, cellular component: TORC2 complex.
GCGAGAGCUGCCCGGCGUUUCCGGUGUUUUUGUGCGGCCCCAGGCCGGGCGGGCGGGCAGAGAGGCGAGAGUCCGUGAACAUGGCGGUCAGCGUUCGCGGCCGCUCCGUUAGGAGCCUCCGCAUCAGAGGGCGGAAUGACAGCGGGGAGGAGAACGUGCCGCUCGAUCUGUCCCGAGACCCUUCAGACAACCUUCGCGAGAUCCUCCAGAAUGUGGCUAAGCCUCAGGGAGUCUCUAACAUGCGGAAGCUUGGUCACCUGAAUAACCUUAUUAAGUUACUCUGUAACGUUGGCCACUGUGAAGAGAAACUAGGAUUUACUUAUGAAGAAAUUAUAAUAUGUUUGCGAUUAUCAUUGUUAAAUGAAGCUAAAGAGGUGCGUGCAGCUGGUCUCCGUGCCCUUCGCUAUCUCAUCCAAGACUCCAGUAUUCUUCAGAAGGUGUUGAGACUGCGUGUGGAUUACUUAAUAGCUAGAUGUAUAGACAUACAACAGAGUAAUGAAGUGGAGCGAACUCAAGCACUUCGAUUAGUUCGAAAGAUGAUCACUGUGAAUGCUGCGCUGUUCCCCAGCUCAAUCACCAAUUCUCUGAUUGCAGUUGGAAAUGACGGACUCCAAGAGCGUGAUCGAAUGGUCCGAGCAUGCCUUGCCAUCCUCUGUGAGCUAGCACUUCAGAAUGCAGAGGUGGUUGCCCUCCGAGGAGGCCUCAGCACCAUUCUGAAGAAUGUGAUUGAUUGCCAAUUGAAUCGCAUAAAUGAAGCACUCAUUACAACCAUUCUACACCUGCUAAAUCACCCAAAGACACGGAAAUAUGUAAGAGCCGAUGUGGAGCUGGAGCAAAUUUUAGCACCAUAUACUGAUUUUCACUACAGACAUAAUCCAGACACUGCAGAAGGGCAGCUCAAAGAGGAUAGAGAAGCACGGUUAUUAGCCAGCAAAAUGGCAAUAGUAGCAGCCUUCCGAUCCUGGGCAGGAAUUAUAAAUCUCUGCCGGCCUGGAAACUCGGGUAUUCAGUCUUUAAUAGGAAUACUUUGUAUACCAAAUAUGGAAGUUCGGCGUGGUCUGCUAGAGGUGCUGUACGAUAUCUUCCGCCUCCCUAUCCCUGUGACAACGCAGGACUUUUCUGAAGCUCUAUUCAGUGUAGAUCCCAGUAGGUUCCAGGAUUCCUGGCGUCUUUCAGAUGGAUUUGUAGCAGCUGAAGCUAAAACCAUUCUCCCACAUCGAGCCCGGUCCAGGCCUGAUUUGAUGGAUAACUAUUUGGCACUUGUGCUAUCUGCUUUCAUCAACAAUGGACUCCUGGAGAGUCUUGUUGAUGUGCUAACAAGCAGCAAUGAUCAUGUGUCUGUGCGGGCCACCAUCCUGCUAGGCGAACUCUUGCACAUGGCAAAUACUAUCCUGCCAUACGCCUACAGCCACCACUUGCACUGUUUACCAACCCUCAUGAACAUGGCAGCUUCCUUUGAUAUCGCUCAGGAAAAGCGGUUGCGAGCCAGUGCAGCUGUGAACUGUCUGAAGCGUUUUCAUGAAAUGAAGAAGCGAGGUGCGAAACCUCACAGCCUGUACUUGGAUCAUAUCACACACAAAAAUGGCUUCACUAAUCAAAAGCGGGAUUACCACUUCCGUGUUCAGAAAGACAUCUUUAUACUAAAGGACACGGAGGAGGCAAUGAUGCAGAAUCUGCGAGAUAGCGAUGUCCUAAAUAACAAGGACAACCUAAGGUGGAAUUGGAACUUAAUCUCCACCAUUCUUAAGUGGCCAAAUGUAAACCUGCGAAACUACAAAGAUGAACAGUUACACAGGUUUGUGCGUCGAUUGCUGUAUUUUUACAAGCCCAGUGGCAAACUGUAUGCAAACAUGGAGCUGGAUCAUGCAAUGGGAAAGCAGCUGACUGUGGUGGGCUGCCAGUUCACUGAGUUUCUUCUUGAAUCUAAUGAGGAUGGUCAGAUGUACUUGGAGGAGCUGGUCAAAGAUAUAGUGCAGUGGCUAACCCCAUCAGCAGGUCUGAAACAUGAACGCAGCCUGCAGAACAAUGGUUUACUCAACACCCUCAGCCAGCACUACUUUCUGAUUAUUGGUACCCUAUCCUCUCAUCCGCAAGGAGUUAAGGUUUUGGAGAAAUGCAACAUGUUCCAGUGUUUACUCAACCUCUGUUCUCUGAAGAACUAUGACCACGUGUUAAAGCUAACUGUCUCCACGUUAGACUAUAGCCGUGAUGGAUUGUCCAGGGUGAUCUUGUCCAAAAUCCUUACGUCAGGUACCGAUAACUGCAGACUGUAUGCAACAAAACAUUUGCGGGUUUUACUACGGGCCAAUGUGGAGUUCUUCAGCAAUUGGGGCAUAGAAUUACUCGUGACACAGCUGCAUGAUAAAAAUAAAGCCAUCUCUUCAGAAGCGCUCGAUAUCCUGGAUGAAGCUUGUGAGGACAAGGCUAACCUGCAUGCACUGAUCCAGAUGAAACCAGCAUUAGCACACCUUGGAGACAAAGGCUUGCUGCUCCUACUUCGCUUUUUGUCCAUUCCAAAGGGCUUCUCCUACCUGCAUGAAAGAGGUUAUGUUACCAAACAGUUGGAGAAAUGGCAAAAGGAAUACAACUUGAAAUAUGUAGAUUUAAUUGAAGAACAAUUGAACGAGGCACUCACUACAUACCGCAAGCCAGCUGAUGGCGAAAACUAUGUUCGACGCAGUAACCAAAGGUUACAAAGACCCUAUGUUUACUUGCCAAUUCACCUGUACGGCCAGUUGGUUCAUCAUAAAACUGGCUGUCAUUUGCUCGAAGCACAGAGCAUCGUUCCAGACCUGAGCUACACUGUGCGUUCACCAGUACUGGAUAAGUGGGAUGGCAUAAAGCAGUUGAAAGCAGCACUUUGGGCCUUGGGUAACAUUGGCUCGUCAAACUGGGGAUUGAACUUGCUUCAGGAGGAGAACGUGAUCCCGGAUAUUGUAGCCCUGGCCCAUGCUUGUGAAAUUCUCUCUGUUAGAGGGACCUGUCUGUACGCACUGGGUCUCUUGGCAAAAACAAAGCAGGGAUGUGAUAUCCUGAAAAACCAUGGUUGGGAUUCAGUCAGGCACAGUCGCUUGCAGCCCUGGCCUGUGGCCCCUGAUGACAUGGAGCAACUAUACAGUGAGUUGUCCUCAGUCCCCAGUACACUGAGUCUCAAUUCUGAAUCUACCAGUUCCAGGCAUAACAGUGAGAGUGAGUCCGUGCCUCAGAGCAUGUUUAUUAUGGAAGAUGAUCGCUAUGGCAGCAGCACAACCAGCACUUUUUUCCUCGAUAUCACUGAGGAGGGUGAUCAGUUUUUGGAGAAGCCCAAAUCAGCUAAGGAGAAGGAACGAAGCCCCUUGAGCAUCCUCAGCUCUUCUAGAUUUGUCCCUCGGCGCUUCUUCAAUAAUCUGACUUCAUUACCUAGCAAGAAGCUGCGCAGUAGCAGCGAUUCCAAAUCCAACAAGACAGCAGCAGAUACGAAGCAGGUUCAGCGGCGCAUUCGUGCUGUCACUGAACCAGCCAACAGCACUGAGUAUUUGCACACUGAGGUGUUUACCAGCAUCUUCAAUGGUAACCGAUUGCACAAGAGCCAUACAUUGAGUUUAGAGACCUCCUUUGUUGGGAGUAGGGAUCACGGCAAUAGAGGAAGCUCACAGAGCAUCUCUGAGUCUGAACUAAAGCGUCCAAAGACUAUGUUGCGGGAUAAUCACCAAGAACCGAUCAUAAAGGAUCGGUCUAUGGGUGACAGCACAACUGGCACACAGUUCAAAAGCCGCAGCCAGAGCUUUAACACUGAUACAACAACAAGUGGAAUUAGCUCUAUGAGUUCUGUCAGUUCCAGUCCAUCUGGUGAAACAGUCCGCCUGGACCCUGCCAAUGCUGACACAGACUGUGGCAGCCUGAAUACAAUCGUCAGUGCACGGACAGUGAAAACCAAUGUCUCCCUCACACCCCAGUCUAAUCACCUACCUCUGUCCAAGUCAAAUUCUGUGUCACUUGUCCCUCUGGGGUCAUCUCACACACUCCCCCGAAGGGCGCAGUCGCUGAAAGCACCUUCAGUCACUACCAUAAAAAGCCUGACCGACUACAACUUUAGUUAUACAAGCCCACGUGAUGCAUUUGGGUAUGCCACAUUGAAACGACUACAGCAGCAGAGGAUGCAUUCAUCACUGUCACACUCUGAAGCCCUGGCAUCUCCAGCAAAAGAUGUGCUGUUUACAGACACAAUUACCAUGAAGACUGGCAGCCUGGAUUCACGGUUGACGCCAAGAAGAUUCAUCAAAGCCUUGAGCUUUGCCUCGCUGGACAAAGAGGAUUUAUUAAGCCCAAUAAAUCAUACAACACUUCAGCGUUCUUCCUCUGUACGUUCCAUGGUCUCCAAUGCCACUUGUGGCAGCACAGACGACUACAUAGGACUGGCGUUGCCGAGCGACAUUAAUGAGCUGUUCCAGGUGAAAGAGAUUCCAUACUUUCAGCAGAAGUAUAUCCUGCCUAAAGAGGAUCAUUCCCUCCAAGACCAGGAGUCUGAUAAUGAAGAUGUGGCAUUCUCUUCUUGUUCUCGGAGUCCCUAUCAAGAACUCCGACCACAGAUCAGUUUCACAGAGGCAAUGCUGAAAGCAUCAGAAAAUGUUCGUUCAGUUACUGCUACUGAGGAGACUGGUUUAAAGGAGCACACAGACGAGAACUGCCUAUAUUGUGUGUGUCUGCAGAUUGUCGGCUGCCUUCCGUACAACCAGUGUGCUUCCACUUUAAAUCGUGUAGAAUUCCCAGACAUUCCAUGCUCCGAAUGCUGUGUGUCCGUUAUCCCAAUCCACACCCACCUGGAAGUCACACCUCGCUCCUCAAAGAUUUCCGGGAUCUCUGGGUGCAGUGAUGCUGUGUCACAAGGCUCAGCAAGUAGCACCAAGAGUGUGGAUAUAGUAAUAGGAGGGAAACCUGUCAUCGAAGACACGCCUGCCUGCCGAGUACUGCUAAGGAAAGAAGUCUUACGAUUGGUCAUUAACCUGAGCAGCUCAGUGGGCACAAAAGGUCACGAAACUGGGCUCUUGACGAUAAAGGAAAAGUUUCCUCAUGCUUUCGAUGACAUUUGUCUAUAUUCUGAGGUUUCCCACUUACUGGCAAACUGCACCUUCCGUCUGCCUUCCCGCAGGUUUAUCCAAGAACUCUUCCAGGAUGUUCAGUUCCAACCCCUGUAUGAGGAAGCAGAUACUACUCUAUCACCGAAGCAGCUUGAAGCUGAGCCAACCCCAGCAUCCUGACCAAAUUUGUGCUGACGUAUUGCCACAUCACCAAACCUACAAACUACUUCACCCAGACUUCAACAGUACCAACAUCUGACUGUUGCUGUGACCAGCAGGGCAGGGCAGGAUUGUCGAAUCGGCACUCAAAUCCUGUCCCUUGCAUGUUCUUAUUUAUUUCCCUUCCCUCUGUCUUGGAUGUGAAGGUAUCCUUAACACUACAGGAGGAGUGAUGCAGACUGGGAGACAGUAAGUGAGACCAGAGUGGUUGGAUCUCUCCCUGUUCCAUGGCUGUUGGCACAGAUGCACAUGCUCAUCCCUAACCCUAUCGCAAGUCUCCAUCCACCAGCAUUGCCUUAGUUUCUUUCAAUCACUGGGUCAGAUGAGCUCAAUCCUAUCUACCAUCCAUGCACUCAGUUUUCAGGGGUGCCAAUUUUAUAUGUUUAAAUGUAGUCACCUUGUAAGAAAGACCACUUUAUAAUCUACUUAAAUUGCAUUGACUGUACGAGUUCAGGCAGAUUAGAAUCAGACCCCUGUGCUGUUGACAUGCAGUCCUGGAAAACCUUAACUCAUGGCAGAAAAAAUAUUCCAUGGUAUGGUGCUGUGGGGUCCCGAAUGCAAGCAGAUUUGCCUCUUAACGGUAAAUCACGCUUGCAGUAACUAAUUACAGGGCUGCAAUUGUAAUGUGUGUAUAUUGGAAAUGCAGUUUAGUGCACCCAGGAACAAUUCUGCGUAUCCACUGGCCCAUUAGAGAAUAGGAAACAGCAAUUCUGUAUGGAAACUCCUGUUCCUAAAUCCUAGGCUGCUCUCCAUUACUCCUGGACACCAAAGUAAAUGCAAAAUCCUCCCAUCUGCUUCUGGGUCUCAGGGUAUAUAGAAACCUGCCUGUACGGACAUGGAUAUGUGAGCAGUGCUCCUUAUCUGACCCAAUUGAUAUGGAUCAUUAAGGGCUAAAUCCUGUCAUCUUAACAUUUUGGCUGAAAUGGCAUGAAGUUUCCAUUGCAUACCCUGCUAAGAAAGAUUGUACCAGAACUUUCAGAAACACCAUUUCAGGAGAAGCAAAGUCUGAUUGUCAUUUGUCUAAGGGUCCUUAAAAACCAUGUGACAGUAGGCUUUCAUAGAUUGGGGUCCACCCUCCCUUUACCAUACCAGACUGCAAACUUUGGUCUUUUAGCACUCAUCUGAGUUGCUUUGUAUGAGCAGAAGCCCUUGAAAUUCCAUGAGUUAAGUGUAUAUUUUGAGUUUUAAGGUGUGUUGUGUGGAGUUGGUGUCAAUAAGUAGCAAUGAAAAUUCUAACACUACAGUACAGGGCCCUGUGAGCCCUGCUUUCACUGCAAAAUGUCAGGUGUGAUGGUAUGAGAAGAACACAAUGAAGCCCUGGCCUUUCCAUUGCAAUUAUUUGUUAUUAAUCUCAAACAGCAAUGGUCUCCUGGCUUCAGGAGGGAAGGUCUCAACCAAAUAGUUUUGUCUCAUCAUUCUGACUUUGACGUGACACGCAUAUGCACACAAUUUCUCACCCUUUCACUGGUCGCAAGUUACACUAAGAUACAAAAUGUUCAUGGAUGUUUUUGUAUCUGUAACCAUAAACACCAAUGAUUAGAUGUCUGAGACAGGAAGGAAAUAGCUAGUGACUGGUUUCCCCUCAUCCUAUCCUGCACUACUUCAAUGUGUGUUGCUUCCUAUGGCUUUUGGAGAGAAUGGGAGUGUCUGCAUUUAGAUAUCUGUCAGAAAACCUCUUAGUGGCUGGAGCAGUGUUGCUGUGCUCUCAAUCAUAACUGUAGUUCUUUGUCUUGGAUCAUUUAUUCAGACUUGAUGAGAGGCAUUAUAUGACCCAGGAUUGAGGAUUAGAUAUAAAUUCUGGAUUGGGGUUAGAAUCGCUGACUGCUGGUGAAUGCAAUGGAUUCUCCAGACAGGAUUACAUUCAGUCCUUAGUGGCUGGACAGGAAACAGGUGAAUGUUUUCAUUUCCAGAGCAGUUGUUGAAUUCUAGCAAAGUGGAAGGUGAAAAUAAAGGGAUGGGUCCAGAAUAAGGUGCUAUUACAAUACACAUCCAUCUCUCCAGGAACUGAUGACCAAGGAGAAAGAAAUAUGAUGUAUGCAAUAUUAUAAACACAAAAGGAUGGCUUUGCUGUGGCCUCAGCAGCUCACAAGUAUUCUGUCUUCCAACUGCUUAUUCCAAUUAUGCCUCUGCCUCUAACACAGCUGCCAGACCAAUUCUUACCCAUCAGUCACACUGCAGUAUCUGUUUUAUUUCCCCUAUAUCUCCCCUGUCCCCUCAUUGCACUGGUAAGAACACUAACUUCAUAUUGAUCAGUUAAAUGAGUCAGCAACAGUGACCAUAUCCUGAAUAACUGAUUUUCAAAGUUCUUAUAGGUCAGUAAUUAACUGUUUCAUGAUCAUGUGUUAUUUUGGACUCCUAUGUAUUCCAAAGUUGAUUGGUAAAUGCUGAUUGUCAGGAUUAUGUAGAUGUCUCCAAGAAUCCUGUGUCUGGUCAUUCCCGUGGUCCGUGUACGUAUCUGUCUUUCCUGCUCAGUCUCGUUGGCUCAUGUGGUUUGUCUGUCUUGUGGUCAGCUGGUCAUUAUGUUUAACUUUGAUCUCUUCCAAGUACAUGUGUCCGAAACCACCCCAUAAGAGUUUUAAGGAGGAGGAUGUUGAAGCGAAUCAACGGCCUUUGGUUGUGAGAGAAGGGUGGCUGAGAUUUCUUGAUCAAGCUAUCAAUGUUUUGCUAUUUUACAUAUCUGUUUAAGAAGGAAUAGAAGACUGACACCUGUGAGAGGGAGAGAGCAUAGAAUAUGGACAUUGCAACCAUCAUUGUGGAUGUGUUUGAUUUUAUUUCUGUGAUAAGCUGCUACAUUAUUGGGAUGUUCUAGUGUUCAUAGGUCACUGAACAUGAAACCUGAUUUAUAUUGUAUACCUGUAAAAUAGUCUUGAUUAAAAAUGAGAAGAAAUUAUUUAUAUAUUUUCCAUAAAAGAAUAUUUCAUGGAGCUGUGUAUAAUUUAAAUAACGUAAAGCAGAGAAGAGCACCUGUCAAGAGUAAUGUUUUUGUGUUGCCACCUUGUGGUUUCUUUGUAUAGUGUGUACAGUCUUGUUUUGGGCAUUUACCCUUCUGAACAUAAAAUUUAUCAAAGGGAUGCAUUGUUAAUUAACAAUAAAAGCAAACUUAUCCAGA